AUGUCUUUCUCGAUAGGCAUGCCCUGGAACGAGGGCGAAGAGAAGAUGCACCGCCUCCUCCGCAUUCCGCCUCAAGACAACCCGACUUCAGCCAUGCUCACGCCACAAGCUGCGUUCAUGUUCCAACACGCUCCUCUGCUCGCAUUCGGGACUCUAGAUGCACAGGAUCGGCCUUGGACGACACUAUGGGGUGGCGAACCUGGUUUCUCUGAGCCGCUUGGUGGCGGGUUCAUCGGUACGCGCACUCUUGUCGACGGCAAGCACGAUCCUGUUGUGCAAGCGCUCGUGGGUGGAGGGGAGAAAAGCGAGAAAGGCGAGAUGACACAAGCGAAAGACGGUGCAAAGUUAGUGGCAGGUCUAGCCAUCCACCUGAUGACGAGAAAGAGAGUCAAAACCGCCGGCCGCAUGAUCGCAGGUACGAUAAAAGACGUCGACGUCGAAGUAGAAGGCGAGUCAAACAGGAAACAAACACAGCUCCAACUCGUCACGAAUAUCGAGCAAAGUCUCGGGAACUGCCCAAAGUACCUCAACCAAUACGAGAUCCGGCCCGCGCUUUCAGACCCAGAACUAGUAUCGCAAGCCUCAUCGUUAUCCGCAGGUAUGUAG
Molecule: messenger RNA, 606 nt
Organism: Alternaria incomplexa
Lineage: Eukaryota; Fungi; Ascomycota; Dothideomycetes; Pleosporales; Pleosporaceae
Exons: 2
Coding region: 1-606 (201 amino acids)
Source: RefSeq, a predicted model, not a curated record